GUGACACUCCAGCUGCAGGGCAGCCGAUUGGCAAUGAGAGCAAUGGUGUCCCACCUCGCGGCCAUCCGGCCACCCGGCCAUCCGGCCAUCCGGCCACCCGGCCAUCCGGCCACCCGGCCAUCCGCCCCAUCGCCCCGGCCACAGCCACGGCCACCCGGCCACGGCCACCCGAGUUAGACCCAAAGUUCCCUGACAUCAGCCCAUGUGAGACCCUAAGUGACACUCCAGUUGCAGGGCAACCGAUUGGCAAUGAGAGCAAUGGUGUCCCACCUCGUGUCACUCCAGCUGCAGGGCAACCGAUUGGCAAUGAGAGCAAUAGUGUCCCACCUCGUGACACUCCAGCUGCAGGGCAGCCGAUUGGCAAUGAAAGCAAUGGUGUCCCACCUCGUGACACUCCAGCUGCAGGGCAGCCGAUUGGCAAUGAGAGCAAUGGUGUCCCACCUCGUGACACUCCAGUUGCAGGGCAACCGAUUGGCAAUGAGAGCAAUGGUGUCCCACCUCGUGACACUCCAGUUGCAGGGCAACCGAUUGGCAAUGAGAGCAAUGGUGUCCCACCUCGUGACACUCCAGCUGCAGGGCAACCGAUUGGCAAUGAGAGCAAUGGUGUCCCACCUCGUGACACUCCAGUUGCAGGGCAACCGAUUGGCAAUGAGAGCAAUGGUGUCCCACCUCGUGACACUCCAGUUGCAGGGCAACCGAUUGGCAAUGAGAGCAAUGGUGUCCCACCUCGCGGGACUCCAGAUUCAGCAAAACCGAUUGCGGGUGAGAGCGAUGGUGCCCAGUCUGAUCAAGCUUGCCUGCCUCCGUACUAUUGGAGUGUCUCAACAGCGGAGGCAGCUGCUGUGGUGAAGUUCCGGACGGAAAGGAUUGGGGAGUUUGGGGGCGAGCCAGUGGAAACUACUCUCUCAGUCUUUCAGUCGCUUACCCAAGCAGAAGCACUGAACUACUUGCCAGAAGAUGACAUGGUGAUGGAGGUUCUGUGGAAUGACAAAGUUUGGCAUCAUGUGGUGCUGCACAUCCUAGACAAGGGCGGUUUAGAUGAGGAAGAAGGCACAACAAGUCUUGAGCAUUGGUCGGACUUUGAGCAUGAUUUUGUGGGUCAGUGGCGAUGCAAUCCUCUUCACUUUGGAAAGAAGGCCGACUUUGGCCAGAUUGCUCAGCAUGCAGUUAGCAUUGGCGUCCUACGAUGGGGGCAACGGUGGCCAGAGUCGUUUGCAAUUCUUGAUUCUCAAGAUAUCGAGGAACAAAAGAAAAUCUAUGAGUUCCAGGGCAAGCCACCCAUUGUGGCGAUCAUUGUGCAUUUACUUGUGAACCACGGCGUCAUCUCCAACGAGACUCCAUUGUGCGAUCUGAAAGUUCCAGACAAUGUCACUUGCAAUGAUGCCUUGGCUGCAAUCUCUCGCCAAAGCAAAACUGCCAAGUCCGAACCACCAUCAGCGAAGUUUUCGCCGAGCUACUGGGCUGAGCUACAAUGUGCACGCCUAAAGAGGGAGAUGGUUGGGGCCAAGGCAAAACGAGAGAUGAACAAUGGAGAAGAGCCUACCACUCCCAAGCGACGAAGGCCAAACUUGCUGAACGAUGAUUUGAGUCCUCCUCGUGCAGAAGUCACUGAAGAGAUGGCUCAGAGGAUUGGCAACUUGCUCAGCGAGAGGCAACGAAAGAAGAUGGAAAGACUCAAGGAUCAUCACGCAAAGCGUCUUCUGAGGGAAUCUGGGUUGGAUUUCAACUUGCAUUUCCAAAAAUCCCACUCUGGCAAGAUGAUCGACAGGGACCAUUGGAAGAAUUUCAAGAUGGCCAUCAUCGGACAAGGUGAGGUUCCUUGCCGGAUAUGCCAGGAUCUGAUCAUGCGCCAUUGCAUUGAAACAGCCAGAUUUGAUAUGGAGACAGAAAAGGGCAGUCAUCCACCGGCUCAACCACCUCUUUCAGAUCAAGCCGCUCAAGCCGCUCAAUCGGCGCAACCGGCCCCGCCGGCUCAGUCAGCUCAACCUGACCCUCCUGCCCAGGAUGGAGCAGCAGGAAAUCAGCCAGGAGAUCAGCUUGCCUUAGUGUGUUGGGAUCCCACAGCACAAAACAGGAGAAAGGUGGGCCGGCCAAGGAAAGCCGAAGCAGGCAAUGACGACAGAUUCAACCUCCGCUUUUUCUUGGCAGCUGAGAGGCCAGAAAUGUACAGCUUCUUGACAUCGGAGGAGGCCCGGGACACCCUACCCUUUGCUGUGAAGGAUAGCAAGUUGCACUUGGACAAAGAAAUGGCCAAGAACCCCGUGAGAUGUCAUGUCUGCCGGAUAGUGCAGCGGCAUGAGGCAAGUCGAGAGCAUAAAAGUGCCUUGAAUGAAUGGACGGGAGAGAAGAGCAAUGCUGCAGAGGAUUUCAAGGUAUGCCGUGGAGUGAACAUCUCAGCUGGGGCUGGUCUAGCUACCGUACUUGGAGAGAAGCAGGACUUUGUGAGGGCAUGGUGGCUUGCUGGGUGUGUGGGGGUGAAGGGGAGCUGCACGGAUGAGAUUUUGGUGGAAAAAAGUGAAGACGGUGAGUCCAUGGUGAUCCGGCACAAGCUCUGUGAGAAAUCAGCUGCGCCCCCAAAGAGAUCAUGUGCUGGCGCAUGCGUGAGAUGCUUCGCUUUGACCAACAAGAGCAAGCUGAUGAAAGUCAUUCUCGACUGGUGUGAGCGUUUGGACUAUGUCCGUUUGGUUCAUUUGUGCCUGGGUGGUGACUUUGCUGGGCAAGCCGACCUAGCACACGACAUGGCUGGAAAGUAUGAGAUGAUUUCGAGGGAAUCCUUGGCAAAGAUGAACUAUGCAGACCUCCUGACCUUGACCCGGGCAAAGUUUCAACACAUUGGCGGCCAAAAGUACAUGAACGAUGCCCUCAAGAAAUUUCUCCAGGUGAACUUGGACUUUUUGUCAAAGGGUUUGCAGAUUGGUGUUCCUCAAGAAGUACGGCCACAUGUCCAGGCAUACAUUGAGGCAAUUGUCUCCGGAAGUUUGGGUGCCACGGAAAUCAGAUUGACGAAGCUGAUCAGCCAAGGAGCUUUGAAAUAUGAUUCUAUCUGCAGAGCUCUGGUGCCUGCGCUGUUGUCCAAGGCCGACAAGAUCAGAAGAGGCCAUUCUCAACGCACAGGGUCUUCGGAAAUGGAUCAGGCAGGGCUGGUGGAACUCAGCUUUGCUCUUGGUCAAAGCAUGAACCUGGCACCAGUUCAGAAGGCCCUUGGCAUGAGCAGACAUGUGGCCCGACAGAGAGUCGACUAUUUGAUUCCUUGGCUCCCUCACUUCUACAUUGCCCAUGGUGAUCAGUUGAAGCAGUCGGUGAAGGCCGCCUUGGCCCUCUGUGAAGUGGAGAACAGUGGCGAAUACAUGGUGAUCCGAGACGAAGUUGCUUAUGCAAAAAGUUGGCAGGUGGUUUCUGGACUCUUGGAGGGGCAGCCGGACGUUCCAGCAACUGUUGGUGGAGUGUACCCACACAGGGCUUUAAUGCCAUGGAACUCAGAUGCAGAGCAGGAGGAAUUGAAGAAGGAGGAUCUAGCAUCAGUUUGCGUGAGCACUGUGGUCAAAAGGCUCGACAGGCGAGGCCAUACUUUCCAAGUCCAGCUUCUGCCACGCUCCAGAACCACAUCCAAAGAAGAGGAACUCAAGCUUUUUGGAGAAAUUCUGCAUGAGUGCGUGAUGCAGAACACCAAGCCGCCGUCUGUGGUGAGCUACGACAACCAUGGUAGCUUCGAGUUUGUCAACCGGUGUCUCCUGGGCUAUCCACCAAAAGAAGCUGAGAAUUUUGCAUUCUGGAAAGAAUGCAUCCCAGAUCCAUUGAUGCAAGUGAUCCCCUUGUUUCGGGGAAGGCUGCUUCGGUAUGGACCAGAUGGUCCAGUGGUCUUCGGGUGCAACGAUCCGAAGCAUGUGCUGAAGGCCAUUCCACGCAGCCUCCGCUUGCCUGAUCGAAUUUGCAAGAUUUUUGGCUACCACUUCACAUGGUCUCCGCUCCUGCGUGGUGGUAUGCCAAUGAGCACUGCAACGGGACAUGAUUCACACAGUGAUCGGGAGGCUGCCCGUGCCUUUUGCCCAGCAUACUUGCUCCGCUCCAACUCCUUCGAUGACAUCGGUGCACAUUUGCUGCAGUUCAUCGGCAAUUUGAUGUUCAGCUGUUGGGUUUCAAGCAAGGCUUAUGAGUGCCACGAGUUGGCAAAAAAUGCCUUAUCCGGAUACUACCUGCUGCUUGCCGCAGUCUACCAGGCAUGGCAACAGCGGGGAAAGCUCUGGCCGCUUGAGUUUUUGCCCCGCACAACAGUGCGGAAUUUGGCGUCGAUGCUGACUCACUGCAUUUUGCGGCUGGUUGGAUGGAAUCCUUCCUAUGUGUUCGAGCCAAGCUGCCAAAUGGAGGCCUCUUCCGAACGAAUCAUUCGACUCCUCUCAGUGGACGUGGGCAAGAUGGCAAGACAGGCGCUCAAGGAAGUGUGUGUCUUUGUUGCGGCAUGCAAUGUUGGGGUCGAUCCAAAACAGUUGGCAGAAGAGUUAUCCAAGUGGUUCAGGGAGCAUGGCGGUGCAGAACUUCGGCCCGACAGUGGAACUUGCACAGAGGAAGAAACAGAAGAACAUGGGGAAAGCGAUGUAGAAGGUGAAGAUGAAGGGAGCGAUCUUGAAUCAGAGCCAGAAGAAGCUGAAGAGCCAAGCCAGGCCGAGCUUCACGAGAAGAAACUUGGCGAGGCUUUGGAGUCAGUGGAGGUGCAGGUAGCUCUGGAAACAGAACUUGCGCAGAUGCUGAGCAGCGAAGCAAAGCCAGAGAUGCCACAGAGCGGCCAAGAUGAGCUUCCAAAAAGCGAUGUGGAGAACCAGACCGAUGAGGAAACGGAGCCCCAAUCCCCGCAAAGAAAGGCAGCUCGAGCAGAUGAUUGCGGUCACGUCGUGAGCCUUGCUGAUGUGUUGAAAGUGGCAGACUUGGCGAACUUCCACCCGCCAAAGGAUGAUACUGAUGAACAAGCUAUUGCACGGACAAGGGCAUUCAUCCCAGGCAUGCUUUCAUUCAGUGUCUUCAUGCGAUGUGGUGAAGGCUUGCUCUCGCGGGCUGCAGUCUUAGGACGCCAAACCCGGCACCAACUUUGGUGCGAUUUUGCAAGCCAGUCCUUGCAAACAGCAGGAGUGGAAGCGUCAGAAGGGAAAUGCGUCACAAAGAUUGGUCCACCUACGAAGGUUGACAAUGGACAUGUGGUUUAUCAGCUUCUUGUGGUGAAGCCGGCAGCUGCAGCGAGUGCGGGCAGGCCCUAUCUCCUAUGGCGACGCUUGAUCCACUCGACGGAAGUGUCAUCUACGAAGUUCCAGCGGCAUGCUUCCAGGUCAUUGAUGGGCCCCACAGUGCAACUCAGUUUCAAAGUAUGCUUCAAAGUUUCGAAGGAUGCCCUCAAAGCCUUCCAGAAGGUUGCCAAAAGCAUCGUGCCAUUGCAGAACGAAAAGGAGAAGAAGAUCCCAAACCAGAAGAUCUACAUGACAGAGUUCGAUUUCGUCAAUACCUCUCAUGGUCGAAAAUGCCAAGUUCGAUUUCUUGAGCUCAUGAAGAAAGACUACGAGGCCCAUCACCACAAGAUUAGCGGAAAAAAUGGAAUCACAAAGCUUCCGAAAGGAUAUCAGUGCAAGUGGGAGGAGCUUUGUCACAGACUUCCGGGUUACUUCAGCAAGAGGUAUUCCAAAGGAUCAGCGACAUGGAAAGCCUUGUCCGCCGAAGAGAAAUCCCUUGGUUUUGGGGCACUGGUGCUCAAAGAAUUUCAGAGCAUCGCCCCCACUCCUGAAAAUGGAGACAAAUUUAUGAAGUGGCUGUUGGAUGUGCAUAUGACUGCUCCAGCAAUUGUUGCUUUUGAUCCAGAGCCAAAGACAGAGCCCUAA
Molecule: messenger RNA, 5858 nt
Organism: Cladocopium goreaui
Lineage: Eukaryota; Dinophyceae; Suessiales; Symbiodiniaceae
Source: the annotation of a GenBank genome assembly